This is a messenger RNA of Purpureocillium lilacinum, 321 nucleotides long. Its product is annotated as iso-1-cytochrome c. Lineage: Eukaryota; Fungi; Ascomycota; Sordariomycetes; Hypocreales; Ophiocordycipitaceae. Gene Ontology annotation, cellular component: mitochondrial intermembrane space. The record is from RefSeq and is a predicted model, not a curated record. Gene Ontology annotation, biological process: mitochondrial electron transport, cytochrome c to oxygen; mitochondrial electron transport, ubiquinol to cytochrome c. Gene Ontology annotation, molecular function: electron transfer activity; heme binding.
AUGGCUGGCGGUGACACCAAGAAGGGCGCCUCCCUCUUCAAGACGCGCUGCGCGCAGUGCCACACCGUCGAGUCUGGCGGCGGCAACAAGAUCGGCCCUGCCCUGCACGGCCUGUUCGGCCGCAAGACCGGCUCCGUCGACGGCUACUCGUACACGGAUGCCAACAAGCAGAAGGGCAUCACCUGGGACGACGGCACCCUGUUCGAGUACCUCGAGAACCCCAAGAAGUACAUUCCCGGCACCAAGAUGGCCUUCGGCGGCCUGAAGAAGGAGAAGGACAGGAAGGACCUGAUUGCCUACCUGAAGGAGUCCACCGCUUAA